Geosmithia morbida is the source of this 810-nucleotide messenger RNA. RefSeq names its product 20S proteasome subunit beta 6. The transcript is spliced from 2 exons. Gene Ontology annotation, cellular component: proteasome core complex. The record is from RefSeq and is a predicted model, not a curated record. The coding region runs from base 1 to 810 and encodes 269 amino acids. NCBI's taxonomy places the organism in Eukaryota, Fungi, Ascomycota, Sordariomycetes, Hypocreales, Bionectriaceae.
AUGUCCAUGUUUAGCCAGAACCCGGUGCUGAACGGGGCCAACUACUCGUUUUCGGAUGUGCCCAAGGCCAACCACGGCGAGCCCCGGGAGCGUGGUUUCAACCCGGAUGGCGGCACAUGCAGGUACUCUGACAAUGGUGGUUCGACACUAGCCAUUGCGGGCGACGGCUUCACCAUCAUGGCGGGCGACACCCGCCACACGAGCGGCUACAGCAUCAACUCCCGCAUGUCACCCAAGGUGUUUAAGAUUGGAGGCACGACGGCGGACCAGUCGGACGCUACGCUGGUGCUGUCGGUGUGCGGCUUCGCGGCCGACGGCGCCGCCCUGCGCGACCAGCUCGACACGGUGUGCAAGAUCUACCGCUACCGCCACAACAAGCCCAUGUCGGUCAACGCCUGCGCCAAGCGCCUGUCGACCAUACUGUACAACAAGCGCUUCUUCCCUUACUAUACGUACGCGAUGAUUGGCGGCCUGGACGAGGAAGGCCAGGGCGCCGUCUACUCGUACGACCCCGUGGGGAGCUACGAGCGUGAGCAGUGCCGUGCCGCGGGUGCCGCCGCCAGCCUCAUCAUGCCCUUCCUCGACAACCAGGUCAACUUCAAGAACCAGUACAUCCCCGGCAGCGGGACGGGCCACGAGCUCAAGGAGAAGGAGCGCUACCCGCUGUCGCGCCCUCAGGUCGAGACACUCGUCAAGGAUGCCUUUGACGGUGCCGUCGAGCGUCACAUCGAGGUUGGUGAUAACCUCCAGAUGCUCAUCAUAACGAAGGAUGGUAUCGAGGAGACCUUCCUGCCCCUCAAGAAGGAUUAA